AGUUCGUCUUGGUUUCAAAAGCUCGGUCAUCGUCUGCAGCGUCGUUUGGAAGUUGUGCUCCUCUCGCUUGCUCCAUUCGUCGAACAGAAUACGGUAUACAGAGUUCCCUGUAGAAGCCGGAGGUACUGUUCCCAGUGCCUAGCCUGUCGUACUGGAGCGAGAGCGCGAGGCAAUUUUUUGGAGUUGUCUCACCUUAACAUGGUCGAAAAUAAGAAGGCACUCGCAAGUCGCCCGCCGAAAAAGGAAGGCAUCGAAGUGCACAUGUACCCGCUGAAUCCCGAUGGAUCAUGGAAGGACGGAGUGCCCCCACCGAGGGUGUUGCCGAAGACACCGCUGAAAACUCGGUCGAGUACGAAGAUUCACGCUCAGCUCUCUGGAAACGUGUCCUUCUCGAGCGCUUUUGCGUCGAGAAGCUCUAACGCAUACCACAUCGGCGAUGACGCGCUAAGAAAAGUUGUUCUUGAGCGCCUCAUCAGGACAAGGUUGGAGCGUGGACAUACGGACUUCCCCGUCAUCAUUUACGCAGAUUCUGAAUUCUCCGAGUUCACUGACGAGGAUGAAGAAAGCGAUGGCAUCGAAGACGCGGAUAUAAAAAGAGACGACUGAGAUACCGAAAUGAGGACGAAUUUAAUUGGCGCCCCCUAUCACUAAAUCAGGAUCGAAAAUUCUAAACAUCGGCUCCCCCUCCCACAACAAAAGAUUCGGCAAAAAACAAGAUCUGGGACUAUCGAUCCCAUGGACAGCAUCAAUGAAGUAUCAGCGAGGAUGAAUUCACGAUCACCCAUUAGCCUUGAUAGAAUCCGGCGAAUAUGGAAGAAAGGACGCGCAGCCGAACUGGAAUCAGAGGUUAUAGAAGCGUGUGUAGUUAUGUUCACUUGACCGAUCAUAAAGUCGUAAUCAGCGUAGCGAGAUUCGAGGACACAACAACGAUUCGGAAAAGAGCGAUGAGGCAUGAAACCAUGUAGCGAUUAGGGAAAACAAGAUUUUUAGAGGCCGCUCGACGGCCACGACUAAUGGAUUACCGUCGACGGUCAACGAAGAAACUCAUCUCGAUUUCUAGACAAAGACUUCGAUGACCAACCUUGUGUAGAGAUAAGCGCGUACCGCGCGAAGUCAACAAUGCGAGAAAACGAGAGGAGGUUUCGUAGGCUCCGACAUGCAUCCUCUUCGUAGCGAAAAGAGCUAGAGUUUCCUCCCGAAGUUUGCCAUGAAAAUUUAUCUUCGUCAAUCUCAGUGUUUACUUUAAUAUGAUACCCUUCGAUUUCCUCGGAUUUUUUUUUGAAACCGUGGAUCUCGAUCGACUUUCAGAUUUUUAAACGGGCCUAAAAACCUUCUUAGAACUCAUUUGUGGAUGCGCAAUGGAGGGAAGGCUCCAUCGCUACAGAGAAUGAUUGCUGCGUAUUUAUCGGAUCUCGAGCGUGGAAAGCGAAGAAGAAUCAACAAAAAAACUCAGAGAGGAAGCCGGAGCCAUUUUCCGAUUCGAGAAUCGCGAUAUUCAGUGGAGUAUCGCCCAUCGCUUCAGAAAUCAAACAGUAGUUUGUGAAAACCCUGAAAUUUUCGGAUGAAACCGAGCUGAUACUU
Galendromus occidentalis (western predatory mite) is the source of this 1581-nucleotide messenger RNA. RefSeq lists its product as uncharacterized. Bases 199 to 606 code for a protein of 135 amino acids. The transcript is spliced from 3 exons. The record is from RefSeq and is a predicted model, not a curated record. NCBI's taxonomy places the organism in Eukaryota, Metazoa, Arthropoda, Arachnida, Mesostigmata, Phytoseiidae.